Aptenodytes forsteri (emperor penguin) is the source of this 4618-nucleotide messenger RNA. It is a transcript of the gene GJC1, whose product is annotated as gap junction protein gamma 1. NCBI's taxonomy places the organism in Eukaryota, Metazoa, Chordata, Aves, Sphenisciformes, Spheniscidae. The record is from RefSeq and is a predicted model, not a curated record. Gene Ontology annotation, biological process: cell communication. Gene Ontology annotation, cellular component: connexin complex. The transcript has 4 exons. Bases 372 to 1553 code for a protein of 393 amino acids.
UCCUCUCUCUGGUCAGCGGCAAAAGCGAACGAGUAGACGAUCCUGAUGAUUAAAGCCGAGGUAGAGUAGUUUGACUGCAGGGAUUUCCCGUGCGACAGUGCAGCUGGGGAUCCUUUAUGGCCAGGGGCUUCUGACCAUGUCUGCAGCUGAGGAGGAGGCGAGGCAUCUUCCCUGUUCUUCAGCUGGUUUCGACACUAAUAUAUUCACCCUCUGAUGUUUAAGCAACUUUUGGAGGAUGCAGACACAGGCAUUGAGUCCUGUCUUUCUAACAAGGAGCAGACUUCUCAAAGGCCUGCGGAGGAGACAUCGGAUCUUCAAGCAAAUUCUGGUAGCUGGAGUUUCCCGAUAACAGAUAAAAUUAUUUGACCACCAUGAGUUGGAGUUUUCUGACCCGUCUGUUAGAGGAGAUCCACAAUCACUCAACCUUUGUUGGCAAAAUCUGGCUGACAGUGUUGAUUGUAUUUCGGAUUGUCCUAACUGCUGUGGGUGGAGAAUCCAUUUAUUACGAUGAACAAAGCAAGUUUGUGUGCAACACGGAGCAGCCUGGCUGCGAGAAUGUUUGUUACGAUGCUUUUGCUCCUCUUUCGCAUGUGAGGUUUUGGGUCUUUCAGAUCAUUCUUGUUGCCACUCCCUCUGUGAUGUAUUUAGGCUACGCAAUUCAUAAAAUUGCCCGGAUGGUGGAACACAGCGAAGUCGACAGAAGAAUCAGAAGCAAAAGCUUUUCCAUGCGCUGGAAACAACACCGCGGCUUAGAGGAAACUGAGGAGGACCACGAGGAAGACCCGAUGAUGUACCCAGAAAUAGAGCUGGAAAGUGAACGGGAGAAUAAAGAGCAGCAGGCCCCUGCCAAAGCUAAGCAUGAUGGCAGGCGGCGAAUCCGUGAAGAUGGACUCAUGAAAAUUUAUGUGCUGCAGCUUCUGGCGAGGACUACGUUUGAAAUUGGCUUUCUCGUGGGUCAGUAUUUUUUGUAUGGCUUUGAGGUCAGCCCCAUAUUUGUGUGCAGCAGGAAGCCGUGCCCGCACAAGAUAGAUUGUUUCAUUUCAAGGCCAACCGAAAAGACCAUUUUCCUGCUAAUAAUGUAUGGGGUGAGCUGCAUGUGUUUACUUUUGAAUGUCUGGGAGAUGCUCCAUUUGGGAUUUGGCACAAUCCGGGACACGUUGAACAAUAAGGGAAAAGAGCUGGAAGACUCUGGUACCUAUAACUACCCUUUUACUUGGAAUACGCCAUCUGCUCCUCCUGGCUAUAACAUCGCGGUCAAGCCAGAGCAAAUGCAAUAUACUGAACUGUCCAACGCCAAAAUGGCCUACAAACAGAACAAAGCCAACAUAGCUCAGGAACAGCAGUAUGGAAGCAACGAAGAAAACAUUCCUGCCGACCUGGAAAAUCUGCAGAGGGAAAUUAAAGUGGCUCAGGAGCGCCUGGACCUCGUGAUCCAGGCUUACAACAACCAAAACAAUCCCGGCAGUUCCAGAGAGAAGAAAUCCAAAGCAGGCUCAAACAAAAGCAGUGCUAGUAGCAAGUCAGGAGAUGGGAAGAACUCUGUCUGGAUUUAAUGUUGGCUGAGUUUAUAUAUUGUGUUUUUUCUCCUAGUUUAUCAUAACCAGCAACCCCUUGAAUAAUGGCUUCCAUUAAGUAAAUAUUUGACUCUGCUUAUUUUCAGGGAUACCGUUGGCUAGUGAUUCAACCUCUCAGAAAGGGUUUAUACGCAUAUUCUAGGAUUAUAGAACUUUAUUCUUCUGUCUUCCAAGUCAGGAGACAAAUAGGUAUAUUUAAAUCAUUCUCAUUGAACGGUUUAUGCUGUAUGUACAGUAUUCUAGUACAUUUAUUAUGCACAAUUUUUUGUAUUUGUACACUGGAUCUCUGAUGUUACACUUUUUUAUAUUAACGAGGAGAAAGCAAUGGGUAGCCGUUAGCAUUUUGCUAGUUUUAUUACUGUGGUCCGCAGUUUCAUCGUUGUUCUUCCUUGUUUUAAACGUAAAACUUUCUAUGCUGCGUUUCAAAAGUGCCUUGAACAUGCACACAGCACAGAGGAGUCUCCGGUUAUCCAGGCAGCCAACGGGUGCCAGUCACUGAGCAGCAGAGCAGUGAAAGAUUUGGAAAACAUCUGUUAAUGGUGCUCUUGACUCUGUCUUUUACAAAAAUGAUGUGCUACUUAUAAAAUGCAAGUGUCAUACUGUAACUGUUACGUGCUACGGUUUUUUUCGCCCUAUGGAAAAUAACUUACAGGAAAAAUGUACGUGUGUGAGAGUACUUGUGUUCAGAGUAAGAGUGCCAGCCGUAACACAGAGAGGGCUCAGACCUCUCUGCAAGCUUUAUGCAACAGGAGGGAAGAGAGACUUCAAACUCUUGUAAAACAUCCAAAAAAAGGUAAAUAGACAUUACUGGAUUCGGUAGUUCCACAUAUUUAUGUGGUAUCUAUGGAAAUGGACGUUCCUGCGGUCUGUUGUUACACAACACCCUGCUCCCCAAGGGCAUGAGGUUGUUAUGAUACCUUUUGGAUAAGAUUUCUGUCUUUUCCAAAGUAAUCUGGUUAGAUGGAGUCAUGGUAAUUUUGUUUCUCUGUGCAUUACACUCGAGGAAUAACCUUCCUCCCCCCCAGCCAGGACACACGAGCUGUCUGUAGGAGUUUUUACAAAGCCCUUUCUGAAUAUCAGUGAUACUGCCUUAUUCCAGACCCCUCUUCCUUCCAUUAUGUCUGAAAAAUUUUGUUCAGACAGAGCAAUAUGUGUAAUUUAGAUUUCUGCUUGAGAGACCAGUCAGAUUUGGCAUUCUGUGGUUUUGGCAUUAAACUUGAAUUUAUAAUUAGAAAAAGGAGAAUGCGGUAUUUACUGCCUUUGGCGGUGUCUUUUUGGCAAGGAUAUGCAUUAAUGUUUCAGAGAUGCUGAUAAAUGUGUAUGCUUUUUGCUACUAUUUAUAAUGUAUUCAAGACCUUGCUCCGCUCUCUUUUUUUGUUAGUUUUUCAUGUGUUUUAAUAUAUUUUGGGGGCCUGUUUCAAGCGGGACUGUUCUGUUUCGAGCCUACCUCAGUCCUUAGUGCCCUCAUUACAGCCUGGUCAGGAACAGGAUUGAGAAGUAAGGCUCCGUGGAGGACGCAGGUAAACCUGUACUCCAUUCCUGUACCGCAGAACAUCGAAGCGUAGGCUUUACAUUAAAUUUAAACUAAGGGGAUACGAGCACAUGCUUGCAGUUAUCUUCUACCCAAGCACUUGCUGAAAACAGGUAUUUUGCUGACUUGUUUUCAGUCUGUUUUCACUCUGGGACACCAGGGAGUCCAGGCGUAGAUCCCAGCUAUCUCUCAUCUCUGCUUUAGAGAGGCGUAAGUGUGCCCAGAGCCAACGCAACCCUCUGCACGAGGUCAGCGAGAGCUUCUCCAGUUCACCUCCAGCAGAGACGUUUGGAAGCGAACUUGCUGUCUGGCUUUUUGUUUAGCAGUAGCUCCUGGCCGCUACUCCGGGAAAGGAGCAACCUCUGAAUUUUAUGCAGAAAAAGUUUCAGGGUGAUGUCUUUAAGUAAGUAUGAGUAAGUAACACAGUAAGUAUAUAGCAGUUUUUAAAAGCUUAAGUGGACUUGCUAGCCAGUGAGAUGAGACUAGCUGUGUGGGGUGAGAGGGAGUGUAUUAAUAGUGGUCCUCUAAUUAAACAGGAGCCUGAAGAGAAGCACGCUGCUUGAAGAUGGGCAGAGAGGCUUUGCCAGCAGAAAGCUGGGAGUCUGAUGGAGGAGCUGGGUGGAAAACAUGUUGUCUGAAAGUACUAGGGAAAGACAUUUGGAGCCUGGAGAUAAACGCAGAUGCGUGGCUACAAUCCACUCAUUAUCCCCUGACACUGGGGUGUUCUUUUCAGCUUCCCAAAAGCUGAAAAGUUGCUCUUAACCCUUUGCCGUGGUUUCGGAACAGCCUUUCACCAGCUGAAUGGCAAGAAGUGAAAAUCCUUUCCCCUUGCUGCUCUCUACGCAAACUGCAGUGAUUUCUUAUUAAUGGCUUAAAAUAAAAUUGGUUCAUGACGGCUGCUUCACCCAUUGUUUGUAUUGGCCCUUCCCCAAUUAACGAUCUGAACCGUUACCCCCUUAAAGCUACUGUCUCAGGUCAGUCCUGUGAGCUUUUGUCCACACCAGUAAAUACUCCCGUUAGUGUAUAGAAUAUUCCAAUCCCAGCACUGAAUUCAUUCCGAAAAUGCAAAGUAAUGGAGCUGUUUCUAUUACUGGUUUUUUGUUUUCAUUUUAAUUGUGUAUAAAGUGCACAUUUUCUUUGAAACUGAGUGUUUGUUAUUAGCAGAGGAUGUCUGUUAAAGCUCUAAAUGUUCAUGUCUGUGACUGUAUUCAGUUUCAAAGUGUCGGGCUUGAUUUUUCCUUUUGAAGAAAUGAUACAUGCAUUACUUUAAAAUGCUCUCUUGCUUUGGCUUAAUGUAGGCCAUUCCAAAAUAAAUGUUCAGAAGAGACUUUUGGACAAAAAAUACUGAACAUAACUUGGGUUUGUCUUGUCAUUCUCUGGUUUUGGUUGCAGUUUGGAAAAAAAAUAAUCUAUUAAAUCCAGUGGAUUACUCCAGUCCGAGUGAGACGGCUUCUUUUUUCCAGCAAUAUGCUGCGAAUAUGUGAGUGAGGGAGAGGGAUAUGUUAAUGAUUUU